This is a messenger RNA of Lolium perenne, 474 nucleotides long. Lineage: Eukaryota; Viridiplantae; Streptophyta; Magnoliopsida; Poales; Poaceae. The record is from RefSeq and is a predicted model, not a curated record.
AUGGCAAAGGGGGCAAACCAGGCCCAAGCUGGCCCGGCCGGGCCCAACCAGGCCCGUAAAGCCCCACUGCCAAGCUGCAGCAGGCCGGCCGAAACGCCGCCAUCACCCAUCCACCGCCGCCGCACCAUCUCCGCCGCCAGGGAGCUCCGCCGGCGCGCCAAAACGCAGGAAACCCGCCCAGCCGAUCUGGGCCCCGAACAGGUCCCGUCCGCGCCGCCCGCCGUCGCUGCUCCGCCUCCAACUAGCUGCGCCGCCGUUCCUCCUCCCCACCCGGCGCGCGGGUCUCCACGCCGCAGCCGCCGGACCGCCGUCGGCCGAGUGCACCGCGCCGCCAAGGGCCCCCGCGCCCCCGCCGCGCCCGGGGAAGGUCAGCCCCACCGCCGCCGACACCGCGCGGGCAACGCCCCGGCGGCCCACGCCGGCGGAGACGGCCGGGGAAGAGGGAGGAGGAGGACUAGGGGAGGCGGCGGCUAG